Molecule: messenger RNA, 3460 nt
Organism: Klebsormidium nitens
Lineage: Eukaryota; Viridiplantae; Streptophyta; Klebsormidiophyceae; Klebsormidiales; Klebsormidiaceae
Source: the annotation of a GenBank genome assembly
GAGCGGAGCAGCAGACAAGCCCUUGAGGCGUUUCUUUUCAGAGCUCGCGGGUCGUGCUGUCAACAGUACAGUGUUGUUGACAGUACAGUAGGUAAUCCCAAGAGGCCUAGUAGAAAGCGGUAGAUUAGAUUCAAGCUACUCAGGAGAAGGGCUUGAUUGGAAAUGCGAGCAAGGCGUGACACCUCCAUGUAGGAGGGUAACCACCAUCCUUACCACGCCUGCAUCUCCAGGGCGGGGAGUUAAAAGCUGCGUAUUUGCACAGGAAUCUCUCCAUCGCGCUGUCAGGCUUGCGAUUGCUAAGGCCACUGGUUUCUUGGCUGUUGCAAUUGUCUUAAGGCACUUGCAGUGAGCUCUUCAAGUGUCCUGCAUUUGAUUCUGGACCCAACAUUGUUAACGAGCUAAGAGCUGAUUGAAUCAGUACAUCACUCGACGGACCACUCUUUGGCAUUGAUCAUUCACGGAUGGCUCGGAGCCUUCUACUGAAUCUUAGCAAUCCAAAGAGGUACUGAAGGCUCCAGACUGGACAGCUCAAUCAGUCUAGGACUGCAGAAUUAACCUUGUUUUGGCACUUGCUGCGCCCUCUUCUGAGCGCUCAAGAUGGGGGGCGCUCUGCAAAAUCUUGGCGUCUCGGCGGCCAUCAAUCUGGGCGCAGGGGGUCUAUUUGUGGCGGCCUAUAUGGUGGCGUCGCGCUUCCCCAUCAAUAUGCGCGUUUACUUCUCUGCGCUGUCUGAGCGGGACCCGGACAAGUUUGCGCACACCGGGAAGAAGGGGCUUGCAAGCCUCAAGCCGGACUUCCACAUAUUUGACUGGCUCAAGGACGUGCUGAGGAUGUCAGAGGAGGAGCUUAUUAGCAUCGCGGGGCUCGACGCGGUGCUGCUCCUGCGGAUUAUUGCCCUCUGUCUGAGGAUGUUUGUGCCGAUCACGCUGUGGGCGUUGGUGGUCUUGAUACCCGUCAAUGCAACAGACCACAACGUCGAUUAUCAGUUGGCCGUGAACCCGAAGUCGAGCUUCGACACGCUCGACAAGAUCAGCCUUUCGAACGUUCGGGACAAGUCCACCAGGAUGUGGGCGCAUCUGGUGUCGAGCUACCUCUUCGCAUUUUGGGCCUAUUACUGCCUGUGGACCGAGUAUGCCGCCAUCACGAGACUGCGGCUCAAGUACAUGGCAGACGGGGCGCCACAUCCAGAGGACUUUACCGUCCUUGCCACCGAGAUUCCGCCGGCCCACAGCGACAACCGGGGCAGCACGCGCGAGCGCGUGGAGCGCUUCUUCCGCGAGCAGUUUGGGGAGUACUUUUCGGGCACCAACACCGUCACCAACGCCGAGUCGCUCUGGAGGCUCAUCAAGAAACGGGACGACACGGCAAACAAGCUGGAUGCGAAGCGGAUCAAGGCGGCGCGGAAAAGCGACAAGCGGCGCCUCACUACGAGGACCGGCUGCCUGGGGCUCUGCGGUCCGAAGGUCGACGCGAUUGGGCACUAUGAGAAGCUGCUCGAGAAGCACACCGACGAGACGGUCCAGGAGGCACGUGCCAUGGAGCAAAGCGAGGAUCGGUAUCUGAACGCCGCCUUCGUGACUUUUACAAACCGGUGGGCGGCCGCGAUUGCGGCGCAGACGCAGCUGGCGACGAACCCUUUGGUUUGGGUGACGGAAAUGGCUCCCGAGCCCCGAGACGUGCAAUGGUCCAACCUGGGAGUCUCCAAGUGGCAGAAGAGCAUUCGCCGGAUUAUCAUCAGCACGGCCGUCUUCUUUCUCGUCUUCUUCUACCUCAUCCCGGUGGGUAUCGUCCAGUCGCUGGCCAAUCUGAACAGCGUGCGGUCCAUCGGAACGCCCGUCAGGCAGAUCGUCGACGUGCCGUUCAUUAGCGGGCUGAUCAGCGGGUUCUUGCCGGGCGUGGUGCUGAAGCUGUUUCUGUGGAUUCUGCCGGCGCUGCUCAAGGCCAUGUCCACCUUCGAGGGCUACUCAUCCAAUAGCAGAAUCAUCAAGGAGACCUGCAUCAAGAUGUACUACUUCCAGCUGGUGAACGUGUUCUUCGGGUCCAUCCUGACGGGGUCGCUCUUCCAGCAGCUGCGCUCGUUCAUCAACAAACCGACGAGCCUGCCGCAGACGCUGGGCAACGCGAUUCCGUCCAAGUCUAGUUUCUUCAUCACGUACAUCAUGCUGGACGGCUGGGCCGGAUUUCCGGCGGAACUUCUCCGCCUGUGGGCGCUCAUCAUCUACCACAUCAAGGUGGCGCUGCUGGUCACGACGGAGAAGGACCGGGAGAAGGCGAUGGGCCUGUCGGGGCUGGCGUACGAGGAGAUUCUGCCGAGCCUGCUGUUCUACAUUUUGCUGGGCCUCGUGUAUGCGCCGAUCGCGCCCAUCCUGCUGCCCUUCCUGCUGCUCUUCUUCGUCCUGGGUUACGUCGUCUACAAGAACCAGAUCAUCAACGUGUACGAGCGCGAGUUCGAGAGCGCCGCCGGCUUAUGGCCCUUCGUCGCAUCGCGUAUCAUCACCGCGCUUAUGGUCGCCCAGUUGACGCUUUUGGGCGUCCUCUCACUCAAGCUCGCGACUAAAGUGGCGCCCUUCGCCAUCCCCCUUCCGAUCAUGACGGCGCUCUUUGGCAGAGUGCUCAAGGAGCGGUUCGAGGCCAACUUCGUAAAUUCACCAUUGGAGAGCGCGAAAGCGAAGGAUGCCGCAGAUACCACGCGCUUCCCGGACUGGAAGCUCGAGGAGGCGACACGUGCCGCCUAUACGCACCCCGCCAUAACCGGAGGGCUCGAGCAGGACUUCCUCGCCGAGAUGAUCAAGGGAGAAGUGCACGGCGACCUUGAAGGGGGACCAGAUGCCAGCGUGCGGACCCCCCCUACGUCCGAAAUGGAGAAGCCGGUCCAAAUGUCCGGCAUGCGCGCGCGGGCCGCGCCUCACAGCGUCGAGACUGCAGCGGACAGCAUCGCGACGGGAAAUGACAGUCAAUUGUCCGCCGAAGACAACGUCUAGAUUGGGCUUUGUUUUAAGGUUUCUCUAAAUAGUGUUGAAAGUCGCGUCCUAUUUACUUUAAAGAGCUAGCGGUUCAGCGACUGCAGGCUUAGCAUUGCUAUGCUAACGUACUAAUCCAUGGACUUAUAAAUUGUUCGUUGGUUUGAUUGAGUUAGCUUCGUUGACUAAAGAAGAGUCUACCUACGCAAUGUUUUGUGACACUGGCUGCGAUGGGAGCAGAAGACAGUCAAUUCAAUUCCACUCAGUUAGGGUAGCGGCUGAUCACUGGCGACCAUAUUUUUGGGGGGCAGAUCGUUUGAUUACAAGACUGAUUGGAUCUGGCGACGGGUAGGCACCGCCAAACACAGGGAGACUGCCAAUAUUGAUCAGAACCAUUUGUGCCCUUCUAAGGAUUCUGUAGCACGGGCCGGUGUUUUGGCUGUGGAUCUUGCAACUUUACAAAUGUAAAGCUUGAUUGUUUGAGAAGGGAACUGAUGCGUGC